UUCAUAUAUUUCUUGUUAAAUUUUAAUGCAUAGUUUGACUGAGCUUCUAAUUCCAAUUCCCAGAUGAGAACAGUACAUAUAGUUUCCAUUGUAAUUGAUAAAGUUUGUUUUUUUAUUAGUGGGGUUGGAAAUUUUCUUAGUUUAAUUAGCUUUAUCGGUGUAAAAGACUGAAACUACUGUUUUAGUGGUGAUCGGAUCAAUGGGGUUUCCUAAAAAAGUAAUCUUGUUUGCUUCUUGAACUCCCCCAAUAUUUUUCUGACAAAUAUUGAUUGCAAGAAUUUCAUCAAUGGGGGGAGCUUGUUCUAGGAAGAGAGACCAAAGAGAAGAAGAAGAUAACAUAGGUGGUGGGAUUUACAGAAGAUAUGGGAAAAGUGGGAGUUCAAAGUGGUUGGCAACUUCAUUCAGUAGACAGUCUAGUGACAUUCAAAUGGGAAAUGGAAAGUGCUUAUCCCUUAUGGACUUAUGCAUAAAGAAAAUACGUGAGGACAUUGAUAAAUAUACUACUUUCUCAAUGCUCCCAAGGGACAUAAGUCAGCAGAUUUUCAAUGAUUUGGUGUUUUCAAGAUUGCUAACUGAGGCUUCUCUUAAUGCUUUUCGGGAUUGUGCACUGCAGGAUCUUUACUUGGGAGAAUAUCCUGGGGUAAAUAACAGUUGGAUGGAUAUGGUGGCAUCACAGGGUUCUUCUUUGCUUUCUGUGGAUCUUUCUGCAUCUGAUGUUUCUGAUGAUGGGUUAAUUCACCUUAAAGAUUGCAUAAAUCUCCAAACAAUAAACUUUAAUUAUUGUGACCAAAUUUCAGAUCGUGGGCUGGAAUGCAUCAGUGGUCUCUCAAACUUGACAAGUUUAAGCUUUAGAAGAAACAAUGCAAUCACUGCUAAAGGAAUGAGUGCCUUUGCUGGAUUAGUGAACAUGGUUCAGUUGGAUUUGGAAAGAUGUCCUGAGAUUCAUGGUGGACUUGUUCAUCUUAAAGGUUUAACAAAGUUGGAAUCUUUGAAUUUGAAUUGGUGUAACUGCAUAACAGAUGCUGAUAUGAAGUCUAUAUCAGGGCUUACAAACUUAAAAGGAUUACAACUUUCCAGCAGUAAAGUUACAGAUGCUGGAAUUUCUCACUUGAAAGGUCUUCACAAUCUCUCUUUGUUGAACUUGGAGGGAUGCCUAGUUACUGCUUCAUGCUUGGAUUCUCUUUCAGCUCUUGCUGCUCUUCUCUAUCUGAAUCUUAGCAGAUGUCGUCUUACUGACGAUGGAUGUGAAUUUUUUUCCGGACUUGGAAAGAAACUAAAAGUGUUGAAUUUGGCUUUCAAUGAAAUUUCUGAUACUUGUUUGGCACACUUAAAAGGUUUUACAAAUUUGGAGAGCUUGAACUUGGAUUCUUGUAGGAUCACUGGUGACGGACUGGCAAAUUUGACAGAUCUUCGUCGUCUGAAAUGUUUGGAGUUGUCUGAUACUGAAGUCGCAAGCAAUGGGCUACGCCAUUUAUCUGGUUUGGUUAAUCUGGAGAGUAUAAAUUUAUCAUUCACUGCAAUUACCGACACUAGUUUAAGAAAAUUGUCGGGACUCACAUCUCUAAAAUCUCUAAAUUUGGAUGUUCGCCAAAUUUCAGAUACCGGACUAGCAGCUCUAACAAGUUUGACUGGAUUAACGCAUCUGGAUCUUUUCGGAGCUCGCAUCACAGACUCUGGAACAAGCUACUUGCGAUACUUCAAAAAUCUGAGGUCCCUUGAAAUUUGCGGAGGAGGAUUGACCGACUCCGGUGUAAAGAACAUAAAAGACCUGUCAUCAUUGACACUAUUGAAUCUAUCACAAAACUGCAACUUGACAGACAGAACCUUGGAGAUGAUUUCAGGUUUGACAGGAUUGGUAUCUUUAAAUGUGUCGAAUUCUCGUAUCACCAGCUCGGGACUUAGACAUUUGAGAACACUCAAGAAUUUGAAGUCAUUGACAUUGGAAUCGUGCAAGGUGUCAGCAAACGAUAUCAAGAGUCUUCAGGAGAAUCACCUCCCUAAUCUGGUGAGCUUCCGACCCGAGUAGUGGUUGUGUUGAUGGUACUUUCAGCAUGAAGAGACACCAUAAUCACUUGUAUUAUUUGUAUAUAUAAGAAAAAGAGGGAAGCAAAUAAGACUUUCAAAGUGGUAAUUGUAGUUGUCUAAUGUCUAUGCCUUAUGUGAAGGUUUCUUCUAAAUCAUUUCUUGGUUUGAGAAGAAAAUGUGUAUAUAAAGCUUCCUAAGCAUGGUUUCUUUUGUCAAGCAAAACUUUGGUGAUAUUGGUGUGUCAAAACAUUGGUUCAAAAUGAUUACAUGCAAAAUGCAAUUAUGAUUUAUGAAUGAACAUAUAUGUAUAUAUGAAUAUUGAUGUAUCUAUUCCUUGAAAAGUUAAAAUUCAUUGCUUUUGUUUUUUUUA
Messenger RNA from Cannabis sativa, 2395 nucleotides. RefSeq lists its product as uncharacterized. Gene Ontology annotation, cellular component: SCF ubiquitin ligase complex. Gene Ontology annotation, biological process: SCF-dependent proteasomal ubiquitin-dependent protein catabolic process. The transcript has 16 exons. Lineage: Eukaryota; Viridiplantae; Streptophyta; Magnoliopsida; Rosales; Cannabaceae. The record is from RefSeq and is a predicted model, not a curated record. Bases 287 to 2026 code for a protein of 579 amino acids. Gene Ontology annotation, molecular function: protein binding.